Cuculus canorus (common cuckoo) is the source of this 4825-nucleotide messenger RNA. It is a transcript of the gene NRN1, whose product is annotated as neuritin 1. Bases 295 to 726 code for a protein of 143 amino acids. Gene Ontology annotation, cellular component: plasma membrane. The transcript has 3 exons. Lineage: Eukaryota; Metazoa; Chordata; Aves; Cuculiformes; Cuculidae. Gene Ontology annotation, biological process: neuron projection extension; nervous system development. The record is from RefSeq and is a predicted model, not a curated record.
AGGGGGGAAAAAACCCUGUCGGUGUCAUCCCCCCGCGUCAGGGCCGGUGGUGGGCGUGAGGCUGUACUUCCCCCGCCCCCUCCUAAUGGAGCGAACCAUUCCCAGCUAGUCCUCCUCGCCCUCUCCCUCUGCCUCCCUCUUUCUCUCCUUCUCCUCUUGUCUCCCCCCGCCUUGUCUGCAAAGUCCUCCGCUGCUCGGAACUUGUUGGCAAUGCCUAUUUUUCAGCUUUCCCCCACGUUCUCCAAAGUAACUAUUUAAAGAUCUGCAGCCGCAAAUGGUUUUACUAAAUGUAGGAUGGGACUUAAGUUGAACGGCAGAUAUAUUUCUCUGAUCCUUGCUGUACAGAUAGCGUACCUGGUGCAGGCGGUGAGAGCGGCGGGGCGGUGCGAUGCGGUCUUUAGGGGCUUCUCGGACUGUUUGCUGCGGCUGGGCGAUAACAUGGCCAACUACCCGCAGGACCUGGACGACAAGAGAAAUCUCCAAACGAUCUGCGCGUACUGGGAUGAUUUCCACGCCUGCACCCUCACAGCGCUCACCGAUUGCCAGGAAGGAGCGACAGACCUCUGGGAGAAAUUGAGACGGGAAUCCAAAAACCUCGAUUUCCAAGGCAGCUUAUUUGAACUGUGCGGAGGCGGCAGCGGCGCGGCACCGUCCCUCCUCCCGCCGGCUUUGCCCCUGCUCCUGGCGGCUCUGUGGGCUGCACUAGUGACCUGGCUGCCUUUCUAGAGAGGGCGAGCACACUCACACCCACACCUUCUCCAUGUGCUGGAUCUAUAGAGGAAGUGUCCAUCCGUUGCUUUGGGGACGUUGUGCUUUUCUGUGGUUGAUGAUGAUGGUGGUGGUGGUGGCUGAUGAUGGUGAAACACCCAUGUAAGGACUGUGGAAGCGUUCUCUUUUCUUUUCUUUUUUCUUUUUUCUUUUUUUUUUGUGUUUUAUUUGCCAAAUGUUACCAAACAGGCAGCGGCGCAGCAGCCCAAAUCGGACCUCAGCUUUACUAUCGCUUCGAAUCAAAAAAAUAGAACAAAAAAAAAAAAAAAAAAAGAUACAAACUCGAGCCCUCGUUGUGCAAAAGCAAUCUCAGGAACGGCUCUGGGCCACCUAAUGCUAAGGUUGUAAUCGGCCGGGAUACCUCUCGGCAGGCCACGGGCUCCUCUAAAAAUGUGGCAGUGUGCGAGGCGAGAACAAAACCGCAGACAAAAAAAAAAAAAAAAAAAAAAAAAAAGGCACUGGCGAUGAAUCCAGGGCAGAUGUCCACGUGUGAAGCAUAUGGUGAAUAAUUCACAAUCUCUCAUCUUUCCUCCACAGUCGCUUGUUUUUUGGUCAUUCCACUGCAAAAAAAAUUAAAUAAAUAAAUAUAUAAAUAAGAGCAUUUUUCCUCGAGGGGAAAAAAAAAAAAAAAAGAGCGAACGAGCGAGCCAGAGAGGGAAACGAACGCUUAAGGAAGGAAGGAAGGAGCAAAAGAAAGAGAUGUGUCUAAAUGCCCGGAGGAGUGAAGGAAUGCUGCUAACAGAUCUCUGAGAGUUUACCUUUACUUGCUGUUCGAAGGCAUCUUUCCGAAUUCACUGCCUUUAAGUUUUUCCUCCUUUGUUUUUCGAUGUUACACAUACCAGUAAAAUACCUGAAUAUCCAACCGUAGAGAUCACAAAAGGGGGCUUAAAUGUAAACCUAAAGAAACAAAAAAACAACAGCAAAAUGAUUUUGAAAAAAGAGCCUUGAUUUUAAAAGAGAAGAAAAAUGUAAUUUAAAAAAAGUUUAUUAUAAAGUCAAUUCAGCAAAAAAAAUAACAAAAAAAAGAUUUGCUACAAAGUAUAGACAGACGUAUAAAAUAAAAAUUAUUGUUUGAAAUGAGGCUGUCGUCCUUUUUAUAAAAUACGCCUGGAGUAUCUUGAAAAGGACAGGGCUUUUGAGGCAAGAAAGGCUAAAUCCCGAACUGAUCCCUUGAUGAACGUGGCAAUUUCAGUUCAAACAAGGACAGAGCGUCUGAAGCGGUUAGUCUGAGCCUUCCUUCCCCCCCCAUGUCUUUCUUUCAAAAAACGCUAUAAAUCCUGCCCCCCUCCUCCCUUUUCUCCCGAAGCCUCUGAAGGCAGCACCCCCGUUUCCCAGCUGCCCGGAGCAGUCCCGCGGGUGCGGAGCAGCGCGGAGGGAGGAGGGCAGCUACCACCAUUAAGGAGGAGGAGGCUGCGGAGCUGGAGCCGGAGCGCAGAGCAGCCCUUUCAUAAUUAAUAAGGCAGCUCAGCCGAAGAAGCAAGGGAAAAGUGGGGACGGGGUAUUGAUUUCGCAGCAGAAGCUGCUCUAACCUCGGCUAUUUAUAGGCGCCUGAUGCCUUUAUAAAGAAAUACACACCAAAGAGUAAACACGUCUUUUUACUUAUAAGGCGAGAGCCCAGCUGGCGACCGGGGGUGGGUGGAUGAGUGGGUGAUGGGGAGGUAGGGGCCGGGAAAUAGUUUGAGGUGAUUUAUUCCGGUGGGGAGCCUGUGCAAUAGUUCUCCUUCGCCAACGUCUAGGGUGGCAGGGUCUCUCUAUCCUUCGCCCCCUCUCCCCUCUCCCUGCUCCUUCUCCUUCCCGAGGUCCGCAAUGUAAUGUGUAAGCAAUAGCAAAUGUAACAGUUCAUAAAUCAAACAGUGGGUCGCAAGCCAAUCUGCAUUUCCCAAACGGAUUGAAUCCCAGCAACGAAUGCGCUCAGGAACUGGAGCCAGGCGCCUUUACCACUAGAAGCAAUGUUGAUUUUUUAAUGAUAAAAUACAUUAUGUGUGUGUUGGGGCAGGGGGGCUUUGCAGAGCUCAGCCUCACUUCGGCAGACACAGGUCUGCUAGCAUCUCGUUUUCCUUUGCCCUCCCUCUAGACUCAAUCCCUACCACCACAGAAAAAGGAAAACCCUGGAGAGCAGAGCUUUGUUUAAAUGGUUUGGGUUAUUUUCCCUCCCCACAGAGGAUCUAGACCUAAAUUGAUUUUUCUGUGCACAUCUCUAUAUACAUGAGGUCAGGCACUGCUGUUACGAUUUCUUCUAGCACAAAUUGCCAGCUGCCGAGGAGAGAGAAGGGACAGAGAGCCCUUGCUGGGGUGCGAGGGGCUCGAGGGACCCUUUGCCUGCGGCGCUUCGCGAAACCAUCUCAUUUACUCUUCUCGGUGGAGAAUAGCACCGAUUCCUUUAACCUCUAGGCAAAUGCAGCUAUUGUAUUAUUAUUAUUAUUAUUAUUAUUAUUAUUAUUAUUAUUAUUAUCAUCAUCAUCAUCAUCAUCUAACAGGUCGCCGAUAAGGACAUUCAAUAGUGCCAGAGAUUCACGGUUACCUCAAAUGUUUUCACGCUUGCUUGUAGCUAGCUGGAGCCACCAUGGAGGAGGUGGCAAAGCAACACUUCUCAGCCUACUUUGCUCCUCGGGAGUGAUCCAGAGGCGAUCCCCGUCUUCCUGGCUGUCAGACUGUGCCCCUCCGUCGGAGGACGGUGGGAAGGGAGCCUCCCAGCCUUUCCUCACCCCUCGGAGGAUGGUGGGAAGGGAGCCUCCCAGCUUCUCCUCACCCCUCUGUAGAAGGCUGAAACUCUGUAAUAAGGGGGCGAUUUCAAGCUCAUUACUGGAGUCGAGUUAACCUCGCGUGAGGUUGAAUUACUGAUGGAUAAUCUCUCCGUAAUUAGCACAUCCCUCAACUGGCCCUCCGUGGAGGCGAAUGAUAAAACGGUGGCAAACAGCCGAGCGGGUCGGGAGGGAGCCCGGUGAUGGCAGUGGCUGUGCUUGGGCAUCUCCCAUCCUGCUGAACCAUGGACACCUUCCCUGGAGUCUGCCGUCUUGGGCUUCUAAUGGCCAGGCAGAUCAGCCGGCAUCCCGGGUGAAACCUUGCUUUGCGCUCCUGGGAUUUCCCGGAGGGAAAGCAGCAAACCCCAGGUGCCCCCGGGCAACCAGCAAGCGAGGCUCAACCCGCCGCCAGCUCAGUGUUUUCUUCGGGAAGCACAACCAACCAACGAACUCCCUCCCUUCCUUCGUUUUCUUCAUUUUAUAGGAGCCCUUCCGUGUGUAAGGUAUUGUUUUCCCCCCUUUCAAGUGUUAUUUCUGAAGCCUGAGUGCAAUAGUAGAUUAUUAUUAUUAUUAUUAUUAUUUUUUAAAAGCCAGCGAUGAUUGCUCUGUCGCGCCUUGUUUUGUGGCCAAGGAAACAUGAGCUCUCCCCUGAGUCCCAGAAAGGGACUGAGCGUCCUCGGUUUGCCUUCUGUCGCCUUGCACCUGUAGGUUUGUAAGGGCUGGCAGGAGAGGGCUCCGAGGGGACGCUGGGUUGUCGCUUGCCGGGCUGAUGCCGCUGCCCGGGGCACCUUUAAGCAAAAGCUAAAGAGGUUCAAGCUUCUGAAUACCCCUUAACUCCUGGGAAAACGUGAGAUGGUGAACUGGGGGAGGAAAAAAAUGCAACAGGAAAGCAUUCAAACGUCAACAGGAACCACAGUAAAAUUAUCACCUACUUAAAGCAAAAAUACGAACACACGUAUGAAAAAAAAAAGCCCAAACAGAUCAACAGCGGAAAUAAACCCGCAGCUGAAACAAAAAAAGCAAGCCAGUGCCUUUCUACCUGGCUGGAUAAUCAAGGAGAGUUGCAGCCAUUGCGGCUCUGCCUGCCCUAAUUCCUGUCCCUAGCUCUGACUGAGCAACCGCAGCCCCGCAGUCCCCGGAGGGCAGCAGAAAGCUGGCUCCUUCCUUCCCCGUCAGAACUGGAUGAACCCGUGCUUGGCAAAAGGCUGCUCUCUGUCAGCCUCCACCUUUUGGCAGCCUGGCUCAGGUCUGGAGAGAGGGCAGUGCGUUGCCUGGGCUGCCCUCGGACACUGCGAGACUGCACCAGCACUGAGCUA